Amyelois transitella is the source of this 1337-nucleotide messenger RNA. RefSeq lists its product as uncharacterized. The coding region runs from base 1 to 1332 and encodes 443 amino acids. The transcript has 3 exons. The record is from RefSeq and is a predicted model, not a curated record. Lineage: Eukaryota; Metazoa; Arthropoda; Insecta; Lepidoptera; Pyralidae.
AUGUGGGCAUCUUCUGUAGUAAUCCCUAGUAUAAUAAAGGGUGUACUUCACAUUAUUAUCACGUCUCUUGGCUUGACUCGACAACAUCUCCUACUUGUCUCAUGCUGUAUUUCGUCACUUUCGCAAUUUUCGUAUGAGUUUGAUAGACAAAGGACACAUUGUUCGGUUGGAGCAAAAAAAAACAUAAAUCUUGGACCACGCGACACAUUGGAACCCUGUCGCAGUUAUCAGCUCAAUUCAAACACGGACAGUCAAUGCAGAUCAGACAUAUGUAUAAACAAUAAUAAAUCAUCGUACACUGUGGUCAGAUCCGCUACUGGUUCAAAUAUCACUGUAACAAAGAGCAAGCAUAAGGAAUAUUACAAACGAUACGAACACGACGAAGUUCCAGUGAAAGAUAAUAGUAAUGAUCAGCGCAAAGACAGCCCAUCAGUUAAAAUGGGCGGCAAAUCUAAAAAAUCAAUCACCGACUCUGAUUUAGAUAGGCUAGAGCAAAAUAUUUAUCGGAACAUAUCGCAAGAACUCCAAAUAGAUAACGGUUCUGUAAGUAGCCUUGAAUCCAACAUAAAAUUCUUUAAGACUACGGUGCAAGACAUUUUCAACACUUUCCAAUCAAACUUGCGAGAUUACGACCUAUACAAGAAAAAACUUAACGAAAUUCUCAAUAGAACUCAUACAGAUUCCAUAUCGGAUAUGGAAAAUUUUAUAAAAGAUAUGAUACAGAACAUAAUAUCCUCUGAACCGUCAGUUCAAUCAGUAAUAACUAAUGACAAUCAGGUGCAAGUUGAAGUCACAGACGCAGUUAAAGAUAAGGAAUCAAGAACGGAUACAGUAGAAUCCAAUAGAACUUAUGACGCAAGUUUUGAAGACGACAGUCUGCAAGUAGUUGUUGAAGCUUAUAAAAAUGAUAACUAUCUUACAGACUCUACUCUCAAUGAUAAUUCCAAAUCGAGAAAUCGUACAUUCGACAAUAGAGUAAACGUGUAUUUACUGAGCAGUAGCACACCGUGUGUUAUAAAGAUGAACAAUCGCAAUAUGAUGUCUGAAAUUAAUAUCAAGGAUACAAGUGUUGAAGGAGUUUCGUCUUAUGUGGCUUCAACGGAGAACAUAAAGAAAAUGGUCGCCAAAAAGAAAGAAUUAGAACAGUACGAGUUACAGCCCCAACAGUUGUCAGACAGAGAAAUACCGGUCAAAGUGUCGUUUGCAAAGAAGAAUCUAUGCACUGGCGACGAUGGCACGGUGGACGAGAAGGAAAUCGAGGAAACUGGCAAGUCAUUCAUAUCAAAAAUUUGCAAUUACAUUUGCAAAAAGUUGCGAAAGAAUUCUCUGUGAUGUUU